AUGCCAUCAGGCCGGCCAGAGCUGUCUAGGCAGGCUGAUCCUUUGGCACAGGAAUUCGCCAUGCAGGGAAAUCUCAGAUUAGUAGCACAAAAAGAUUGGAAUCAAGGGGCACUAGUUCGUCUGUCUGAUGGUACCAUGAUGGUCUACCAGAUAGAUGGGUUGGUUAACAACAAUUCAAACCAGCAACAUGUGUCUAAGUUGCUAGCUAAUUCUGAAAACCCAUUAUCUAGUGAAAAAGAUAUGGGUAUUGCCACCAAAAGCAUUGACUUGAAAACAACGAACAUGAACAAGGAGUAA
This is a messenger RNA of Miscanthus lutarioriparius, 297 nucleotides long. Lineage: Eukaryota; Viridiplantae; Streptophyta; Magnoliopsida; Poales; Poaceae. The record is from the annotation of a GenBank genome assembly.